Messenger RNA from Tilletiaria anomala UBC 951, 3909 nucleotides. Its product is annotated as Pkinase-domain-containing protein. The record is from RefSeq and is a predicted model, not a curated record. Gene Ontology annotation, biological process: protein phosphorylation. Lineage: Eukaryota; Fungi; Basidiomycota; Exobasidiomycetes; Georgefischeriales; Tilletiariaceae. The transcript is spliced from 4 exons. The coding region runs from base 1 to 3909 and encodes 1302 amino acids. Gene Ontology annotation, molecular function: protein serine/threonine kinase activity; ATP binding. Gene Ontology annotation, cellular component: nucleus; plasma membrane; cytoplasm.
AUGACAGCAACACCACCACCAGCACACGCAGCGUCGAUCGGCACUUCACUCAAGCCGCAGCAGCAGCAACAGGCAAGCGCCUCGCCCUCGUCCUGUACGCCAAUCAUCAUCCAAGCGCAUGUGCAGGUGCAGGUGCAGGCGGCGACGACGACGACGAUGCUCGCGCCCGCCACACCCGUGCGCUCCGCCAGCCUCGCAUCGAUCGGCAUGAACACGAGCCCAAGCGGGGCAAGUGGCGGCGGCGGCAGCGCCGAGGUGUGGGCCUUGCCGCGACCAGAACACGACGCAGCUCGCGAGCGGGGGACUGCGCAACCAGCAGCAGCAAUCGUCGCACAGACACCGACGCACACCUUUUACUCAGCGGAUGCCAGCCCUGCUGCCUCGCAUGGCCAAGGCACUGAACUCGGCUCGCCAUCACCAUCGCUUAGCAACGACCGGGUGCAGGUACCAGGACAAGCACCACCAGCGACACCAGCAGCAGCGAAUUCCACGCAUCUCGCGCUCGCAGUCCGGCGCGGGUCCGAGUCGAGCGUCAGCAAGGAGAAAGAAGACCAAGCCACUGCCCAUCAAGCAAGCAGCGACAAAGACAAGAAAUGGAAGAGCAUGCUCAACCGAUUCGGCAGCAUGGGCCGCAAAAGCUCCACCUCCUCCCCAUCCCCCGCAACGCCGAUAGGCAGCCCCCCCUUGCAGCCCCUUAGCCUGCCAGCUUCUUCCUCCACUUGUCUUCCUCGUGCUUUUUCGUCUUCUCCCUCUUCCUCCGCAGCAGUACCCACAGGUGCGGGCUCCGGCCUCCUUGCAAGUCCUAUCAGCGGCGUAUCCAGCAAUAAGGCCAAGCUCACCCCUUCAUCCCCCGGUGCCCCCCACCCUCAGCGAUCUGUCACACCACAGCUGGACGCCCUCGACUUUGGCACACCCACCUCACUCAGCAGCCUCGCGCAUUCCACAACAUCACAUUCCGACUCACCAUCUCCCCUCUGCGGUACCGGCGGUGGCCUCGCAGCAAGUCCCGGGCAGAACACGACAGUCACGACGCCGACGCUCAUGGAAGAGAUCAUGGGCCUUGGACUCGCCAGCGCUUCACCUGCCGCAGGGCAGGAUAAGGACACCAUGGCUUUUCCCACUACCAUCACCGCUUGCACGACGAGCGCGAGCGCAAACGGAGGCAUCACAGGCGAUGGAUGGGGCGACAGCGUCACCCUCGCCUCGGCGAAGACCAAUGGCAAUGUGCCUCCUGCGACGGCUCCUCCUGCGCUAGUUCCGCCCGGCACCGGACCACGUGUGCCGAGCACCGCCCCCCCCUUGCAGCCCGCGCUCACGCCCACAUCGGAUCUCCAGCCAGCAACAGCAGCAACAUCUUCCCCCUCGCAAGGCGCCUCCGUAUCCAUGGAUCGCAGGCAGCAGUUGACCGGCGGCACGAGCACCAGCACCGGCAGCAUCUCGGGCGCUUCACUCCGCUCCACUAUCGCCAAGGGCGGUGGCGGUGCAUAUACGCACGCUCAACCCCAGUCGACCGUGGUAUCCAACGUCCCCCCUCUCCUGCCGCAGAAUUGCAAGGGCGCCAGUACAAGUGCAGGCAAAGACCCCGGGAACAGCAGCAGCAGUGGUGGUGGAGGAUUGGGGUUUGCCGCCAGGCUUCUCCGUCGCGUCAGCAGCGCGCCGGACGCAAACAAGAUGUUCGUCGGCGGUGCCCAUGGCACCUUGGCAGCAGCAGCAGCAGCAACAGCAGAUGGCUCCUCGUCGCACGCAAGCGGUGAGCAGGUCCCGCCGCUGCCAUUACAUGGCGUGCACAAGCAGUACGCCACCACCACCGCCACCGGAGACACGCUCAAGAUCGUCCACACGCCCUCAUUCUUGGACGGAAGGCCGCUCGAAGAGGUCGGCACCCCGAUCCAGGGCAUCAUCGACGCCGUCUAUGGGGGCGUCACCCUGCCGCCCAGCAAGACUGGCAGCAACAGCAGCAGCAGUGGUACUACUACUGGUUCUGUUGCUGCUGAUGCCAAGAGCCGAUCUUCAUCAUCAACUUCUGGCAAAGACGGAAAGGAAAAGGGAAAGGGAAAGGGAAAGGGAAAGGCCGUUAAGGGGCGCUCUGCGUCGCAUCACUCCAUCUCUGAGUCGACAGCUGCCAUGACGGCUGCAUCGGCCGUUGCGGCCACAAAAGUUGAGCCACAGUGGCCCACGUUCCCCGGCAGCCCUGUUCGCAUGGACGGCAACGCGACGAGUUUCAGCAGCAAAGACUUUGAGCGUGGCUACGCCGCAUGUGGGCACAUCAAUGGCGGCAGCAGCACCAACAGCAACAGCGGUGGUGGUGGUGUUGGCGCAGGUGGGAGUGGUAACAAGAUCAACGGCCUGACGAAGGGACGCAGCAUGAUCAGUUUCCCCGGUAGUCGCAAAAAGGACGCGGAGAAGCAGCGGGUCGCCAGCGCCAGCGCUCACCUCGGCAGCUCUGGCUCGUCGAGCAACGGGCAUGGGUACGCGAGUGGCGCGAGCAGUCACGGCGGCGCCACUGGCAUCGGCACGCCGCCACUCAACGGCGGCUCGUCGUCGCUUGCUGUGCCCCCUUCGCCGAAUGGCACACUGGGGACAGCGAAUGCUGUCAGCAACAACGCCAGCGGCAGCGCUGUUGGUGCGGGCGCUGGAGCUGGGAGGAGUGUGUUCCGCAGGACGUACUCCAGCAACAGCAUAAAAGUCAAGGCCGUCGAGGUCGGGCCGAACAGCUUUAGCAAAGUCAAGAUGCUCGGCAAAGGCGAUGUCGGCAAGGUAUACCUCGUGCGCGAAAAGAAGACCGAGAGGCUGUACGCCAUGAAAGUCCUAAGCAAAAAGGAGAUGAUCAAGCGCAACAAGAUCAAGCGCGUCAUGGCCGAGCAGGCGAUCCUCGCCGCAUCGAACCACCCGUUCAUCGUAACGCUGUACCACUCUUUCCAGUCUGAGGACUACCUUUAUCUCUGCAUGGAGUACUGCAUGGGUGGCGAGUUCUUCCGCGCCUUACAGACGCGACCCGGCAAGUGCCUCGCAGAGGAGGAUGCGCGCUUCUACGCUGCCGAAGUAAUCGCUGCGCUCGAGUAUCUGCAUCUCAUGGGAUUCAUAUAUCGCGAUCUCAAACCAGAGAAUAUUUUGCUGCACCAAUCAGGGCAUGUAAUGCUUUCCGACUUUGACCUUUCGGCGCGAGCUGAACGGCACGGCGGUGCGCCUGCUGGGAUCCGGCAGGCGACACCGAACAGUGCCCCGCUCGUUGACACGCGGUCGUGCAUCGCCGACCUGCGUACAAACUCGUUCGUUGGCACGGAAGAGUACAUCGCACCCGAAGUCAUCAAGGGCAAUGGACACACGAGCGCCGUCGAUUGGUGGACGCUAGGCAUCCUUAUUUACGAGAUGGUCUUUGCAACCACGCCAUUCAAAGGCUCGUCUCGCAACGCUACGUUUUCAAACGUCCUUCGCAACGAGGUGACCUUCCCCGAAUCCACCCCGAUCUCUUCUUUUGGCAAGUCGCUCAUCCGUAAGCUGCUCAUCAAAGACGAAAACAAGCGUCUAGGCUCGCAGAGCGGCGCCAGCGAGGUCAAGCAGCACAAGUGGUUCGCGCCGAUUUCUUGGGGUCUGCUGCGCAACCUGACGCCGCCCAUCGUGCCGGCAGACUCGAGCGGAACAGAUGCCAUCAACUUCCGCAACGUCAAGGAGAGCCGCUCGCUCAACCUGGACCAUCAAGGCGACGGCAAGGAGGCAGCUCUGUCGUCCUCAUCCAAGCGCAAGCAAGGUGGCGGCGGCGGCAGCAGCAGCAGCAACCGGGGAGCGAAGCCGACGCAAGUGCAUGCCACAGCCGGCAAGAACGGUGUACAAGACGAGGAGGGUGAUGCUGUGGAAAGCAAUCCCUUCAGCGGCUUCUCCAGCAUAACUCUCAAGCACGACGAUGACUAG